Molecule: messenger RNA, 8730 nt
Organism: Hydractinia symbiolongicarpus
Lineage: Eukaryota; Metazoa; Cnidaria; Hydrozoa; Anthoathecata; Hydractiniidae
Exons: 18
Coding region: 16-8283 (2755 amino acids)
Molecular function (GO): protein binding
Source: RefSeq, a predicted model, not a curated record
UGACAUUUUACUGAAAUGUUUAGAUGGGUUAGAAAUAAAUAUUCCAUGAAAAGUUUUGAUUUAAAUAAUAAUUACGAUGAGGAGAUAUCUAAAGAUUUUAUGUCGACCAUCUUUCAAAGCAGUAUCAAGAAAGAAGCAGAAAAAAAAUUAGACACAAUGGAGGUUGAGAUCAACCAGCGAGUGAGGAAGUUUCAUUUGUUAAAAGAGAAAGGUCACGGCCUUGGAAUUCAGAUUUCAGAUGGUAAUGAAGGAAAGAAAGGCAUAUUUGUCAGCCAUUUGCUGGAUGGUGGUGCUGCUACUAGGGACGGAAGAAUUAACGUUGGUGACGAAAUUUUAUUUAUUAAUGGCUACUCGUUGAUUGGCGUGUCUCAUCAAGAUGCUGUUCAUUUACUUCGAGCUGCAAAGAAUCCAAUACAAAUUGUUGUUAGCCAAGAUGUAAGAGAUACUACAAAUAAUAACAAUAAUGAUGAUGAAGCACCCAAGCAAAAGUUGAAAGAUUUUAACGAUAAUGAUUUGUCUAUAUUCGAAUCUGAUCCAAAUCUUCCAAAGGAGAUUGUUUUAAUGAACGGAAAAGAAGGGAAAAGACUUGGCUUCUCCAUAGUUGGUGGUGCUAAUUCGGAAACCAACAUGGGUAUUUUCAUUAAAACAAUAUUACCAGAUGGCCUUGCAGCAGUUGAUGGUAGAUUAAAAAUAGGUGAUGAAAUUUUGAAGGUGAACAACGUUUCGUUAUCUGGAGUUACACAUGAAGAUGCUGUGUACAUGUUUAAGUCUCUAAAGAAAGGUCCGGUCAGAUUUUUGGUUAAAAGCGGUCGAAAAGUAAAAAGAAGAUUGAGUUGGCGAAAAAGUCCUAAUGUUCACGAAAUUCAUUUAACGAAAGUGGCUGGUAAGGGACUGGGAAUUGGUGUGGUGUCGUCAGGAAGUGUGGAGAAAAAAACCUAUGGUAUUUUUGUGAAAUAUAUUGCAAAAGGAUCACUAGCUUCAAAGCUAGGAAACCUACAGCUUAAAGAUCAAAUACUUUCGAUAAAUGGUCAUUCAUUGCAGCACGCUUCCUUGGAGGAUGCUUACAAGAUCUUACGUGCUCUAAAACCUGGCACCGUAACGAUGGUCAUAAAAAGAGGAACGAAGAAGGAGGAGCGGAAUGAUAACGAAAGGGAAAAAAGAAAUCGAACAUUGAGUGUUGAUAAGUCUCAAAGUGAGGUCGAGAAAAGUCCAAAGAUAGAGACGGUAAAGAAGUCAUCGCUAGCAGCUUUGAUGUCACCAGCAAUGCCGGUUCACGGAGUAGCACGAACAGACAGCCUGCAAUCAGCAAUAUCUCUGUGUGAAUCUGAAGAUUCGGAUGACGAUGUCAAUUCAAUGUCGUCUCUUACAAGUUUUACCUCAGACCUCGUCGACUCCCCAAUAGUUAAAACCGAAGAAAAGAAGAAGAAAAAGAAACAAAAGGAUGGCUGGUUUAAUGCUAAAGAUCCAAACGACUCUCCGAGUUUACUCGAUGACCCAGAAAAUAUGGUAGUAAGUUUUAAUGGCACAUCGGGUUUAUUACGAGACAAAACUGAUGGGAUUAAGAAAGAUGGGCAUAUACUGGAUCACGUUAUAGUUGUGAGAGAUUCAACAGGUUCUCUUGGUUUGAAUAUCAAAAUAAAGAAAAGUGUUAUACCCGGAAAUCACGACGGAGUGUUCGCGAAAUCUGUCAUCCCAGGAGGAGCGGCUGACAAAGCAAUUGGUAGUGAUUGCGGUGGAAUAAAAGAUGGCGACCAAAUCGUGCAGGUAAACGAUAAACGAAUGGAAGAACUCUCGUACAACAUGGUGAUAGUUUUGUUUAAAAAUAUUCCGAAGAAAAGUGUAUUUGUUUUAAAGAGGAAAGACCAAAUUUGCAAUGAUGAAGAAAAUGAGAAAGUGGAGUUUACACAAGAUAAACGUGAAAGAACACGAAAGUCUUCGUUCGAAAUGACUAAUGUGCCGAAUUUGAUAGAAGAUCAGACAGUCUGUAAAACACCUUUAAUCGAAAGAAACAGUGUGUUAUCAGGGUCGUUUAGAGGAGAAUAUAAAACACAAAAUGAAAAACACAUCAGUAAAACAACAAACGCUGCGCCAGUUACAAGAACUCCCCCGUCAUCAAAACUGGUCUCCACAGUGCACUCAGAGUCCCCAACGUCAACGAUGCUACAGAUCAAUAACACUGAACUGAGCAAAAUUUCAUCUUUUAAAUUUACUGGAAAGGAAGGUGGCAUUGGUGUGCCUCUACCAGAAUCAUCUGAUAUUCCAGAAGGAAUGAAUGUCCAUUUAAUCGAAAUACCAAAAGACGAGAAAUCGACCCUUGGUGUGAGUUUGGUGGGUGCCACUGGUUGCUGCGUUGGAUAUUUUCAGGUGCGACGUGUCUUACCUGGAAGCAUAGCAGAGGGGAGUGGUCUCAUUUCCCCUGGUGAUUGCAUAUACUCUUUAAAUGGAAUUAUUAUGAGCAACAUGACCCAUCCUCAAGCUUUACAAGCUUUAAAACAUUGUGGAAAACUUGCGAAGUUGGUUAUAUUUCGUAAAAAAACAACAGAAAAUGAACUUCAGCGCACGCCUCACAACAGGCAUGUUAGUAGUAAUGUCAAAACUAGCCCUUCAAAACAAAAUGGUAUACCUGGCUGUAUAGCAAACGAAGCUGUCACACCUGUUCGUCCGCCCUACCGUCGGAGAAUAACUGCCGACUCGACUAUAUCCAAUGGAUCCAUACCUUUACUAAAAGAUGAUGAUGGCGAAAGCGAUGUCGUGAAAAGAGAUGAUGACGGAUUUUCUGACGUCAAGAAUCCUUUGCUAUCUGAUGUUAAAUUGUCACGUAAGACAAACAAUAAAAAUUCUCAAGUGACCAUACCAACGUUUGACGACGAUAACGAUUCUGUGAUAUCUGCCAACCCGUCUAAUAACGUAUCGAAAAAUCUUCCGAAAUGUGUUGCCGUAAACAAACGCUCCUCCUUGGGUGCUUUUAUGAUCGAAUACGACAAAGUGUACAAGGGCUUGGGAAUCGAUGUGAUGCUAGACGAAGUUGGAGAGUGUUAUAUAACUGGUGUGAUGAGUAACGGUCUUGUAGGUGCAGACAAUAGAAUUAGAACUGGCGACAUCUUGGUUGCUGUUAACAACGAACUUAUGAGCGGGAAACCAAUUUCUUAUGUAAAAGGCGUCUUACGUAACAUCGCACGUGGAAAGGUACAGAUUAUCGCGAAAACUUCACAGAACGAUAAUGAUUCACCUCGACUGAACAGCAGGAGAGAUUCCGUCAUAACGAACCAAGAAAACGAAAGCGUGGUCAGUUCUUCUACGAACCCAUAUUCAGUUUUCUCUCUGCCUCUACCGAGAGACAAGAAAACGAAAGUGCUGACCUCUUCACGACCAUCUUCAGCUGAGAUACCACCACCUCCUUCCUUCGAUCACCAACACAUCCAAAGUAAUUUAAUGUCACUUCAAGCCAAUCAUUCGUACGAUUUACUAGACUCGCGCGAUGACGUUAGUGAUGUCGCAUCGCUACCACCAGCUCCACCGAGACCAGCAAUACCACGUGAUGUUAUUUGCAGAAACGUGCUGCAUGACGACGCUGAAAACGACAACGAUAGUGAUUUAGAGAGCAUGUUUAGUUGUAUACCUGCCGCCCCGCCACCCGUUACAAACUUUGAGAUGGCGCAAAACACGCCACGGAGGACUACAAGCCAGCCUAACGCUGACAUGUUACAACCAACUAAACUCGCACAAAUUAAAAGUGCCAUGGCUUGUUCAGAAAGUUCGGAUGAAGAAGAACCUGAUUUUGACGAUGGAAAAAGUGAUUUUUACAUACCUCCGCCUCCACGCCCAGUGUUAAACCGUCGUGAAACAAGUUCUUCUGACGAUAAGAAUUUUACUGACGGUCAUGAUAAUUCUAGUUAUACUCAUGAAAUUCCUGAGAAAUUGGAAAGUGUAAGGAAAAGGGCUUAUAAUUCGCCAAAAAUCGAGUCUAGAAAAUCUGAUGAAUUUAAAAGUGUUAAAAAGAACGAGCCUCUUGUUACAGUCGAUGCUGAGUCAGCACCUGAAGUGAAUUCCCAACAUGACAUGGACUUUAAUCCGUACGAUGUAAUGGAGAAUUUGCGAACUGACAAACCAAAUGAUAAAAGUAAAGAUGAAAGAGCACCUCUUGAAAGGAAAGAAAAUAUUCCGCCUGAAGAAUUAAGCGCAAGUAGCAGUUUGACUAUUACUGACGACGAGAAAACCGAAAUCUACUAUCCUAAGAAUUCUUUAUAUCAUCAAAGAAAAAAGAAAUCUCUAUUUGCAAAGUUAAAAUCAAAGCUGCUUUUACCCAGCAGAAACGAAGAAAAACAAUACGACAACCCAAAGCAAGACAAAACUAAAACCAAAUCAAGACCUCUGAGUGCAUUGGAUCUGAAUGAUAAUAUCUCGAGAAGCCGAAUGAAAAUGUCGGUGAGCCAACCCGAUCUUACGGCUAUUUAUACACCAAUGGAUGAUAAUAAGCCUUCUAUGAGGAAAGCAGACUCUAUGGAUGACGGUACGUUCCGCGGAUUCUUUCAUGAGGAGAAUAGGAAGGAAGAGACGAAUCUGCUGUCACCCGGUGCGUUGAAAGUAAAAAGUUCUUCACUGCCUAGGAUUUUGUCUUUCCGACGGCCGGUAAAGUCAAAAGAGCGCAAACGUGCGGCCGUGACGACUCGUAAUGUUUCUCCUCCUCGCACUCCACCCCCUCCCCCACCGUGUAGUUUAGAAUCAGAACUACCGCAGUUUAAUAUUCACACACCACUUUCUUCGUGUGGAAUGAUAGAAACGCGAAAAAGCGACGAACCAUCCCCGUACGAACAUAUUGACCAGUUUAUGUUUCCUGAGCAACAAGCAUCACUAUCUGAAACAUCCUCUGGAAUCGGUAGCUACGCGGCAGAAGGACCGACUGCUGUGCGAACUCCAGAUGGUAGCCGAGAGAACUUAGAGGAUUCGUUUGACUCCAUUGAUGUUGUUGGCCGAGGGAUGUCAUGUCCACAAAAAAAGCCACCGCCUCCACCAAAACCUAUCAAUUUAAUGAAAGGAAAAAGCCAAUCACUCGGAAACCUCGUUCUUCCACCAGAAACGCCUGUAAGACCAACACUUAAAAAGCGUGGCUCAUCUUUACUGGCCCUAAAUUUUCCCCCUCCGCCUCCUACUGAAGAUGAUGAAAGCAGUGUUGAAAAAGACUCGCCUGCCUCUCAACACAGCGACUUUAAUCUUUCGCCCGAAGAAAGUCCUCGAUCUAAAAUGGAAUUGUCGGAGAAAGAUAAAUCUGAUCCUAAACUCCAGCCUUUCUUUAUGACUAAUCAAGUUGAUGAACUUCUCCGUUCUCUACCCACACGUGAUUCCGAGUAUGAUGCCACUGAAGCUGAUUGCAACUAUGCUGAUGACGACGGCUGGGGAAGUGAGUUUUCUGUAAGCGUAUAUGAUGGUCAAAGUAGAUUAAACUCCACUGAUAGUUACUAUCUUCAGCAAUCACCAAUAAGGGGAACAGAUUUAUUUUUAGCCGGCAAACCACCUCUUAAAAGUCAAACUCUGCCGUUGGAACCAACUAAAAGGAAUAAACGAAAAUACAAUGUAGAAAAAGAACAAGAACUGAAAUCACCAUUACCCAUUCCAAAGUCAAAAGUUAAGGAGCUUAGACAUUUCUUCAACAAGAAAACUACUUACGACUUAAAAACAGAUGGCGAUGAUGCUGCACUCACAAAAAAGGAGAAACGGAAGCUAAUUAAAUCCACUCCUCCGGGGACGUUUGCAGAAGGAUUGCUUGAUAUAUCGGAGCCAGUAUUAGUAAAGAGAACGACUUUUUCGGAAAUGUUCUCCAAAGAAGAACUACAAGCUUACGGCUUCCCCAAAGAUUCGCGUUCGCACGAGGAUAUUGUACGAAAUGCCAUCGAGCGAAAUAAUAACUAUGAGAAAAUAAAACAGUAUAGUGCAAGCGAAACUAAUCUGAACUCUCUGUAUGACGAGAACGAUUUGUACGAAAAUCCUGCACUGAUUCUUUCUCCGCGUGACGCCGGCCCUUGUUCUCCGCGUGACGCCGGCCCUUGUUCUCCACGCGCCGCUAACUAUAGCGUUGUGUCACCACACGCCGCUGUCGUUAACAGUGUUUACACAGAACCUCUGAAUGACAACACUUUAAAUGAGAGAACACCCGUACAACCUGCUGGUAAGAAAAAUCCGGUACCGAAACCACCCCGCAGGGGAAGCUGGGAUACAAAUAAGCUUCUGUAUGAUACGGCUGAGAGUUACGCUAAUCUUGAGCAGAUAAAGUCACGUGGCAGCUUUGACGUAAUCGCGAGAGCUGAACACCUUGAUGAAAACCUUAUGAACCACGAAUACGCUUCGAAUGUUGAUACAACUCUGGCUGGCGACGAUUACGACGUAUGCGCAUAUAAGAAUUUGAAAAAUUAUCAAAAACUCAUGGAAAAUGUUGAAGAAGACUGGGAGGAAUUCAGGCCGGUACCUGAGAUUCCGUAUGAGGAAAAUUUUUUGAACAAUAACACAAGUUUAUCACAAGACGAACUUGAUCAACUCUACGCGAAAAUAGACUUUACUAAAAAAAUAGGUUACAAUCCAACUGAUGGCGACACGCCCAGUCAUGUGACAGAUGGAUAUUCAAGUGACUGCACUGUGUAUACAAUACCUGAGAAAAAUAAUUCCCCAGAGACGAAAGAAGUAAGAUUUGAAGAUGCGUUUUCUCAACAGAUUGAUGCUGUGGACGGACACGAGAAGAAGAUGAAAGAUAAAGUAAAAUAUUUCAAAGAAGGAGUUUUUAGAGUCGAGCUUUUAAAAGAACCUGGUAAAACACUUGGCAUUGUUAUAACGGGCGGUUCGGACACGCCUAUCAAAAAAGUACUAGUGAAAAAUGUUUUAGGCGGUUCAGUUGCCAGCACGUGUGAGAUUCCUCUCAAAGAAGGGGAUGAGGUGAUUGAAGUAAACAAAACCACUAUUAUUGGUUGUUGUCACUCAGAGGCUUUGAACAGACUGAAACAAUCUCCUCCACUUGUUCAAUUAUCCCUCCGUCGUAGAGCUCACGGGAAUAAAAAAUUGCUAAAGCAACUUGAGGACAAUGAGAAACUUGCUCCAAAGAAAUUAGACACUGAAUCUUAUUUGUCGAACGUGGCAAAACUGAGUCACGUGGUACAAAUAAACAAAAUGAACGACCAUAGCUCAUCUGGUCAUAACGAGAAGAAACUUUCCGUUGAAUCAUUUGAACCGAGCGAGAGCAAGGAUUCGAAACAAGGAAACAUUAUAAACAGAAGGUUAAGUCACGUUCUACAAACUCCCCCACUAUUUACGAAGACCAAUUCGAAAAGUAUUAAACAGCGUUCGGCUUCUGCAUGCUCGUUAAACACAAACGUAUCGGUUUUGAGGGGGAACGGUUCAAUAACGAGUUCUACAAAUCGCAGUGAUUUUUCUAAAUUCGAAAUUGAUCUCAAUAAACAGAAUGGUAGAGGACUGGGGAUAGCUGUCUAUGGUGGACCCAAACAUGUUAUUGUUGAUGGAAUUAAAGUGAAACGAUUAGUUCCUGGUAGCGUGGCAAGUAUUGAUGGUAGACUGAUGACAAAUGAUUUGAUCACGUGUAUUAAUGGAAAACCGUUAAAAGGUUUCAGUCAAGGAGAAGCCCUGGGUUUUUUAAAAGAAAUUCCAGAUACUAUACUAUUGACUGUACAAAGAGUAAAAGAGGGUAGUAUUGUAAGAGGACCUUCGCAAGAUUCUCCAAGAUCGAGGAGAGAAGACUCUGUACCGCAAAGACCACAUUCACAAAUGGAUCACGUGAGCUCUCGAAGAUCUCGAUCGGAGACUCGUGAAAUUUCCACGCGAAGAUCGCGUUCUGAGACACGCCAAGAAAGCUGUACGCCACGGAAACGACCGCGAUCGCUAUCACGUUUAUCGCGAUUUUUUCGUGGAUCAAAAGAAAGUCUAAACUCCAGUAUCUCGUCAGAGUCGGAAGUUUCGAAAUUUUCGCAAGUAAAAGACGCUGUUUCGCGGAAAUUAAGCCGCGGUUCUUCAAAGAAUCCUAUCUUCACAAUCUACUUCGAUAAAACUCCCUCGUCUAACUUUGAUUUCACCAUUUCAGGUGGUCGUGACACAAUAUAUGGAGACGCCCCAAUUGUGAUUGAAUCUGUAAAGAAGGGUUGUGAACUGGCAAAGUCGCUUCAGGUGGGUGACGAAAUCAUCAGCGUACAAGGUUAUCGAGUCGAAGAAAUGUCACGAUCUGAAACGUUGGACUUUCUACAUGAACUACCCGCUGGUAGAGUAUGUAUGACAAUGCAACGUCGUUGACUGUGGUACGGACAUGAUGUGGAAUUUUAAACCAAAAUGUUUUUAGGGGUGUUCACCAAACCAAACCAAGCGCCAGACUUCAAGCAUUCAAAUUCUAAUAGCAGAAAAUAUUUUGCUUGUCCCAAGUAACGCAAAGAUAAAUGUUCAAAACUAAAAUUAUCGUUAACUGUUUUGAAAUUAAUUUGCUGCCCAAUAUUACCUAAGAUAUAACCUAUCAUUUCGUUCUGAAGUGAAAAUUAUACUUCAGUCCGCGUUUUCCAUACCGAGUUAGAUACAGAACUAGAAAAAACUUUUUUUAUCAAUAAUUUAUCAAUUUACUAAUUUAUUGAGAUUUGAGGGCAUUGUAAAUAGAAGAUGUCAUUUUUUAUAUAUUUCUUAUUGUUUAUAAAAGCUGAAUGUAUAUUGGUAUAUAGGAAAAUUUAUAAAUUAAUUUUUACAUAUUUUCUA